AUGGCAAACGACUCCGGUGUGGAUCCGAUAGGGGGCUCCUUCUAUGCCAAUCUUUCCAAACACAGCAAUUGUCUCACCGAGGGCGGGAAGAGCCACCCGAAGAAAAGUUCGUAUGAUAAUCUUAUCAACCCCCACACCUCCCCCGCGGGGGGAAUGGCCAACAAAUUCGCCAAACUCAACGAUUUGCCGCCGGGCAUGGCAAACCGCCCGAGCGGCGACGGCGUCCCCGCCGUGGACGAUGCGAACUCGAUCUUACAGCGCUACGACAGCGCGAACAAGCUCCAUCGGCAGUACUCCGUCUCCGGGCAAUUUCACUCCUACAACAACAUGAAUAUCCCGCGCAUGGUGGCGGCUUCGCCGGGGCCGGGGGCCUUUGCCCCGGGCUUCCCCCGCGGGGGGAUCUCCCCUUCCCCUCAGGGGCCGCCGAAUCUCAAACUCAACGCCCACACCGGCAACGUCUCCGGGCUGACCUCGCAAUCCCUGGAGCAGCGCCGCCUGGCGAGCGACCCGAAGCGGCGCUCCUUCCACGCCGGGAUGGAGGGGGCGAACACGCCCCUGCCCGUCCAUCCUACGCCGUUGGGCAUGCCCGUCACCAACCCGGCCUCCGGGCUCGAGCGCAAAGACAGCCAAAAGCGCGUCGGGAUGUAUUUUAAGAAGAUCAACAACGAAAAAGACGGGUUGGAGUACCGCAAGGAAGGGGAUACCGGGGAGUCCGCGCGGCAUGCGGACUACAAAUCCGACGCCACCUCGACGAUGUGUUAUGUGAAGCCGAUUUUGUUGUUUGACGGCGAGGGCGGCGGGAAGGACGGGGCGGGGCCCACGGUGGAGGUGGACGGCUGCACGGUCCGCUAUAGCCGGACCCCCAACGAGGAGAUCCACAAGUACGACAUGUCCGACCUUUUAUACGUCAAACUCGCCAGCGACGUCGAGGUCCAGAGCGACUCGCUCGACAUCAUCCGCGAGCACUUCGUCGGGGGGAGUAAUGUCGGGAUGAUCAUGGCGGAUAUGGACAACCCCGCCGCGGACCCCCCCGGGUGGUUUUCCUGGCUCGCCUUGAAAUACGUCGUGAAGGAGACCUUCGUCCGCCUGGACGGCGGGGCGGAGUUCACGAUGUCGGCCUGCCUUUUGCAGGAAGAUCAGGUGAUGGAUCUCUUUGAGACCGCGUCGAGCCCGUCGUUCGGGCCGCUGAAGGUGGCGGAGAGUCCGUUUUUCGGGAACGUCGCCCACGGCCUGACCUACAUCCUCGCCGGGAACGCCAAGGAGUUCAAUCGCUCGCUCGGGCAGGCCCUCGAGGUCGCCCGCACGCAGAUGGCCCGCACCAAAGACGAGGAGCAGGGGAUUGUCCUCGUGACCUGCCUGCUCAAACAGCUCCGCUCGACGCGCGAGGGGGGGUCGGAUGUCUGGAUCUCCUCCAUCUUCGCCAGCGGGGUCGGGGAUGGGAUUAUUCAUUACAAUCGAAUCCUUGACAAAAACCCGGCGGAGCCGCGCGCGGUCUUCUACGCCGCCCUGCAUCGCUCGAUCUACAGCACCGCCAUCUUCUCCACGGGGGAGUCCAGCCAGGGGUUAUACCAAUGCUUCACCACCCUCCAACGCUUUGGCAAGGUCGAGACGCGAAAACCGAAGGUUAACAGCGUCUCGAUGUUUAUCCAUUUCGCCGAAACCACGAUUUUAAAGAUGAAAGAGGAUAUCCCCACCAUGCAGAAUACACCGCGCUAUCCGAUGAUGGUGAAGUUCCUGGAGAAGAUGGAGAUCAUGCUGGUGGAUGCAAAGGAGAUGAUGGCGAACCCUCGAAGUUGCGUACCGAAAACGUAUACAUAG
Messenger RNA from Phytomonas sp. Hart1, 1818 nucleotides. The record is from the annotation of a GenBank genome assembly. NCBI's taxonomy places the organism in Eukaryota, Euglenozoa, Kinetoplastea, Trypanosomatida, Trypanosomatidae.